This is a messenger RNA of Cladocopium goreaui, 736 nucleotides long. Lineage: Eukaryota; Dinophyceae; Suessiales; Symbiodiniaceae. The record is from the annotation of a GenBank genome assembly.
GCAACUCCAAUCAGGAAGGCCGCGAUGAGAGAUUUCCUGAAUGCCACUGCCUUCGUGGGCAAAGACCCCGCGAAGGCACAGCACUUCGUGGAGACGGUGAACCGCACCGCGGACCAAGGUUUAGAGGCCAUCAAGAAGCAGCAGGAGGUGAUUCCUGAGCAGCGGAAGGCCGUGGACAGCGCCAUGAAUGCCAGGAUGGCUCAGUUGGCUCCAUUGUGUUCCAGAUACAUGUUCGCGCGCGCGGAACUGCAGGGCUUGAGUGCUGCGCAGUGCAUGGCGGCUCAGGGCCGAUUGAAUGCCGAGCAGCUGAAGGAUGACGGCGGUCCAUGGGGCUGCGUCAACAUGGCGAAGCUCAACAGUGGAGGUGAUCCUUCGCUGCCUUCGAAGACCUGCAACUGGGGCUAUCGUUCGCACAAUCUCAAGUGUUCUACCAGGCUGGAUUACUUGAAAGAUCGAGAGCCUGCUCCUGGCGAGGGUGAAGGGCUUUCCAUGGACGACUGGGUGCGUCGUUGGUGCCAUCCCAACUUCAGCCUCCCUGCACGGCCGCUGAACGCAGAUUUGGCGGCGGGACAACAUGUGAACAAUGAGGAGGCAGAGAUGGAAGCAGAGGCGUUGAAACCUGAAGGAGACAAUGGUGCAGACAAGGUGCCACCUGAUGUGGAAACCGAGCAAUGACGGACUUCUCCAAAGCGAGUCGUCCCGCCGAACGACUGCGCGGUGCGACUGCAGGUGAAAA